Stereum hirsutum FP-91666 SS1 is the source of this 730-nucleotide messenger RNA. RefSeq lists its product as uncharacterized. Lineage: Eukaryota; Fungi; Basidiomycota; Agaricomycetes; Russulales; Stereaceae. Bases 223 to 696 code for a protein of 157 amino acids. The record is from RefSeq and is a predicted model, not a curated record. The transcript has 3 exons.
CCACAUACGAUGUUCAAGUCCGCAUCCCUCCCCUCUGGUCCUUUCACCUCGUCGUCUUCCUCUUCGACAUCCUCCCUCUCGUCGUCGCUUGUAUAUGGGAAUAUCAAUCGCUUGAUGCCGCUCCACACGUGGCCAUCACAGCCUGCAGUACCCAAAUACACCCCCUCCUCAGCUCGCAACACCACCCUCGCCAUAAAUCCCGGAAUUUCCUAGAUAAUCAUCAUGGCCGCUGCGAACAACUUUGGCAUCUUCAUGAACGCGGUGACUUUGUUGGAUUUUACCUACGAGAUUCUGGGGUACGUGCGCCCGCAGGCGCAGAUGCAGAAGUUGGAAGUGGCGCUGAGGGAUGUGAGGGAUGAAUUGGAGGAAGCGAUCAGGAAGGACGUAGACAUUCAGAGUCUCGAAAGCCGUCUCGCGAGGUGCAGAGACCAGUAUAGGACGAUCCACCUAUGCGUCAAUGCCGAGACAGCGCUCCAUUUGGAAGUCUGGGAUGUCGGAAAAGGAUUGACUUGGGAGAUGUAUCGUUUGGCGGAGGAGCUGAAAGUUCUGCGUCGGGAUAUCAUGGUCGCGAUCCGGGACACUCAGUCUUCCGCCCGAAUCGUCCCUACCCUCCUCGCACCGAUCUUCCUCGCACCGAUCCUCCUCGCACCGACCCUCCUCGCUCAACAAAUCACUCAUUCCCUGGCUCCUGCGUAAUCCCCAACACAAUUUCCUUCUUCAUCUGUGCUAU